Fusarium fujikuroi IMI 58289 is the source of this 1224-nucleotide messenger RNA. RefSeq lists its product as uncharacterized. The coding region runs from base 1 to 1224 and encodes 407 amino acids. Gene Ontology annotation, biological process: transcription elongation by RNA polymerase II; positive regulation of transcription elongation by RNA polymerase II. Gene Ontology annotation, cellular component: nucleus; Cdc73/Paf1 complex. The transcript is spliced from 2 exons. The record is from RefSeq and is a predicted model, not a curated record. Lineage: Eukaryota; Fungi; Ascomycota; Sordariomycetes; Hypocreales; Nectriaceae. Gene Ontology annotation, molecular function: RNA polymerase II C-terminal domain phosphoserine binding.
AUGUCCGACAUAGAAGAUCCAAUUGACUCAGUCGACGAAGGCGGCGACGACCUCUUCGGUGACGAUGGCGACGAUGAUGUCGUACCUACCAAGGAGCCUGUCCAUGAGGAUGAUGAACUUGCUUCAGAUCCAGAAGGAGACAGCUACGCGCGGUAUCGCAACGAUGACGACGACCAGACCCAGGUCCAGACAAAAGAACGAGCGAUUCAAAAUGUCGAAACCUAUCGACAUCGAAUUCCGAAGCCUAAAGAUGGCGCGCUUCGGAUUCUACGCAUCCCCAAGUUCAUGAAGAUAAUGCCUGAAGUGUACGAUCCCGAGACGUUUGAACCGACAGAAUUCGACCUGGCAAAUGCUAAAGCUGAACAUCCUAAACAUGUCGCUCGAGUACGAAAAGAUCACAGCACCGGCGAAUUCAAGAGUAACACAAACAUCUUUCACUGGAGCGACGGAUCAGUGACCAUUUCCGUUGGCGGAGAGCACUAUGAGAUCCAGAGAAAGGCGCUCGCCCCACCACCAGACAAGCCCUACAACGAGGUCAAUGACGGUCACUACUACGCUGCUGCCGCUGAGUUGCACAGCAACAUCCUCAUGACGGUUGGGCAUAUCACAGAGCAAUACAAUGUUCGACCCAACAAAGCUGUUGGAGACGACGCGCUGACUCUCCUAGCGGAGAGGAUGGCUGUCGCCAGUAAGCCUGCGAAUGCAACUGACAUGAUCAUCCAAACUACUGUCGACCCCGAACUCCAGAAGAAGCAGGCCGAAUUGGCUGAGAAGGAAAGAAUGAAGGCACAGAGGCGACGCGAGAACGCUGCUGCCAAGAUGGAUGGUGGGUAUGGCCGAUCACGAGGAGGGCUGUCCAUUGGGGACCUUGAAGGUGGCCGUCGAGGCGCGGCAGGCUCUCGCAAGCGCGGCGCACCUGGGUCGGGCAAACCUAGAAGACGGAGAGAUGAGGAAUCAGACGAGGAGCUUGAGCAUGCUGUUGGUCGGCAUGAAGGCUACUCGCUCGACGAUGGCUUCAUCGUCAAUAGUGACGACGAGGAAGUAGAAAGCGGAGGCGACGAUGACGACGAAGAUGAUUUCCCCGAUGACGACGAAGAGGACAAGCCACGCUCCAAACGUCAGAGGACAAGAGAUCGCAGUGAGGACGAGGAUGAUCUCAGCGAAGUCGAACAAGUGGCAGGAAGAUCCCGCAGGAGAAAUGUCAUCGACGAUGACGACGACUAA